Messenger RNA from Clonostachys rhizophaga, 195 nucleotides. The record is from the annotation of a GenBank genome assembly. Lineage: Eukaryota; Fungi; Ascomycota; Sordariomycetes; Hypocreales; Bionectriaceae.
AUGGGGUUUGGGAACCUAAGAAUGGUCAAUCCUAGGGAGCUUCACCUUCAUCAUCCCUCCUUCCACUGCGUAGCACGCCUUGGACACUCAUUGGUGCUGGGCCUAGCCAACGGCGACACCUCACGCCGCAAAGAGGUUGAUGAUCGAUGGGCUGGCAAGCUACACGGCCUCCCUCCGCAAGGGUAUGGUUCAUGA